AUGAAAACAUGCAACAACUGUAUAAAUAACGUCAUCACAACAAAUGGCAAUUGUUUAAUUGAAAGUAAUUGCAAAUACCAGCUCACUCAUAACGACCAGACUGUCUGUUUGAUCCACAACAAUAACACACAAGAAGGCAUCAAAGCCAACAACUGCAAAUACACACAAAACGAGUUUUGUUAUUUGGCAAAUGAAAGAUAUAGCACAACACUUAACACAGAUGGUAAUACUGCAAGUUGCGACAACGCAAAGAUUUGUCAAAUUGUAAAUGGAUAUAUAAUCAAUAUAUCAUGUAAAAGUGAAUUUGUGAUGACAACGAACGGUUUGUGUUCACAAGACUUUAACUGCGCAAAUUACAGUGGAAGUGUGUGCACAACAUGUCAACAAAAUUAUCACAUUGCAAGUGGUGGAUGUGUUUCCAAUAACAACGAGUGUGUGAUUCAAAACAAAGAAAUUUGCAUUUUGUGUAGCAACAACAAAAUAACAGUUGAUGGGAAGUGCGUUUUAACAGAUUCAAUUAUUUGUAAAGAAUUUGUUGGAAAUGUUUGUACUCAAUGUGACGACGAUCAUUACAAAGACACGACUGGGUGUUUGCCAAAACAAGAGAAAUACCCAAAUUGUGAGCACUUGAGUGUUGUGUCAUCGUCUUGUCUGGAGUGCAACAAAUCUCAUCUUCUUGUUGACAACAUACAACUGCAUGUUGAGAAGUUCAAAGGGUGUUUGCGUUGUGGUGAUGGGUAUUAUAUAUUUAACUCACUUUGUGUGAAAUGUGAGUAUCCCUGCACACACUGCUCCAAUUUGACGUAUUGCACAAAGUGUGAUGCGUACUUGUACACCAAGAAUGGCAAGUGUUUUGAAAUCAAUGAGAUACUGAGUGUGUGA
Molecule: messenger RNA, 882 nt
Organism: Entamoeba invadens IP1
Lineage: Eukaryota; Evosea; Mastigamoebida; Endamoebidae
Exons: 2
Coding region: 1-882 (293 amino acids)
Source: RefSeq, a predicted model, not a curated record